Messenger RNA from Prorocentrum cordatum, 2471 nucleotides. The record is from the annotation of a GenBank genome assembly. NCBI's taxonomy places the organism in Eukaryota, Dinophyceae, Prorocentrales, Prorocentraceae.
AUGGCGGAGCCGGCGCUGGAGCCGGAGCCCGGGGCAUGCUGGAGGCAGAGCGCGGCGGCGAUCGGCGAGGCGAAGCCCGCAGAGGAGAAGCCGGAGGACAACCAGCUGGAGGAGAAGGACGACGCCAAGCCAAAAGAAGCCGAAGCCAAUGGCUGCCACGAGGCUGACGAAGUUUCGUCCUUGUCCGCCGGGGCCGACGAAGCCGACGAGGCUGGGUUCGAGAUCUGCGAGGUCCUGGAGGCGCCCCUGGGCGUGCUGGCAUUCGGCCCGGGAGGCGGGCGCGGGGGCUCCGAGGAGGACCCGUUCCUGGAGUUCGGGAACGCUUACGAGGACGGCGCGCCCUUCGCCUUCAAUGUGCCGGCCUACGCCUGCGCCGAGGACUGGCCAGAUGAGCCGCUCAUGUGCGAAUUCGCGGACAAAGCGGUCAUGCUGACCAAAGCUGCGAUGAUGGGAGACAGGAGGACGUUCGUGCUGCUGGAGGCGGCGAGCAGCCCGGCGGAGUGCGCGGAGCUCGGUGGACGCGUGCUGCCGAGAGACCAGCACGACCAGGCGCUGCUGAUUGUCGGAUUGGUCCUGGCGUUCCGGGCGUACCUCGGGAUCGCAGGCUUUGUUGGACAGGAGUUGUGCAAGUUGUUGCUGCAGCCAGGGAGUCCUGGACUCGUUCGUUGGAGUGGAAGUUCUCCUAAUCGGGAGAAAGUCGAAGAAGUGAUUAUCUUCGACAUUCCUGGCGCCUUCGACGCAUGGAGGGAGACGGACUUGCUCAAAGAUCCUCGGAUCAAAUGCGUUACUGGCAGCAUCGAAGACCGUGCGACGAUGAAUGGCCUCAUUGUAGAUCCAGGCAUGUCGGUGUUCCAUCUGGCUGGCAUCAUGAGUGGUCAAGCCGAGCAAGAUUUCGACCUCGCGAUGCGCGUGAAUCUUGACGGCACGCGCAACGUGUUGGAGGCAGCUCGAGCGUUGGCAGGCAGGGGCGGCCGAUUGGUACGCAUUGUCAACGCCUCUUCGGGUGCGACAUUCGGCGAGACUGCAGACCGACCGGUCAGCGACGAGACGAAGCAGGUGCCGUUGAACACCUACGGCAUGACCAAGUGCGUUGGUGAGUUAUUCGUGAAUGACUUUACGCGGAAGGGCUUCGUGGACGGUUGCUCUGCGCGGCUAGCCACGGUCGUUGUGCGCCCAGGCAAGCCCAACGCUGCAACGACCAGUUGUUUCAGCGGAGUCGUGCGCGAGCCCUUGAGCGGCGUCGACGUAGCGUUACCCGUGGACCGAUCGUUGCCGCACGCAUGCUCCUCGACACGGUCGUUGGUUUCGAACCUCAAAGCGUUGCACGAUGCGAAUUUUGGCCAACCAGGCAAAGCGCCAGUGGAUAGAGGCGUCUGCAUGCCUUCGAUCUCAAUUACGCUUCAGGACUUGAUCGAUGGAAUGAUGCGUGUGGUGCCUGGUGACCAGCACCAUAGGCUUGGUAAAAUCACCGAUACCAUCGAUCCGUUUCUGUCAAAGGUCGUAGGCGGCAUGGCUGUGAAACAAAUCAUGCAUCACAAAGCCUUAGCGCUUGGCCUCACCGAGGUGCCAGAUGUAGACACGAUUGUGCGCGAGUACAUCGAAGAUUUCGGUGAUCAAGCAAAAGUUGUGGUUACAUUGCCCACCAGUCGGACGGCUACGGGGGAGUCUCCGCUCAAACGCUUACGGCCAGCAAAUGCCAUGCCAGUGAAAGUUGCAGUCGUUACGGGGGCUGGCAGUGGCGUCGGUCGUGCAUCCGCCAUUGCUCUUGCGAAGUCAGGCAACUUCUCGUGUGUGGCACUCGCGGGGCGAAGGAGGGAAGCUCUGGAGGAGACCGUUGCCUUGAUAAACAAGGAGGCAGCACAUGUUGAGGUCGCAGCUGUCACGUGCGACGUUUGCAAGUGUGCAGACGUCGAGAGGCUGUUCAAGGAGGUGGAGCAUCGCUUUGGUCGCUGCGACUUGUUGUUCAACAACGCGGGUACAGGGGUGCCUCCAACACCGAUGGAAGACGUGUCAGUUGAGGCCUUCAAGCGAUGCAUCGACGCCAAUGUGACAGGCACAUUCCUGUGCACCCAGCAAGCUUUCAAGCUCAUGAAGUCGCAGAAGCCUCGCGGCGGCAGGAUCAUCAACAACGGAUCUGUGUCGGCUGAUCGGCCGCGACCCAUGUCUGCCGCAUAUACGGCUUCGAAGCACGCCGUCACAGGGCUGACAAAGUCGACCGCCUUGGACGGCAGGCCCUUCGACAUUGCCUGCGGGCAGAUCGACAUCGGUAACACUUUGACAGACAUGUCCGCGCCUCUCGGCAAAGACAGGGGGGCACUGCAAGCCACGGUGGACGGCAGCGAGCGGAGGCUUGUAGAGCCUUUAAUGGACGUUUCGAACAUUGCGAACAGCGUUGUGCACAUGAGCUCGUUGCCGCUUGAUGCCAACGUCUUGUUUAUGACUGUGAUGGCUACGAAGAUGCCGCUUGUGGG